This is a messenger RNA of Chanos chanos (milkfish), 1283 nucleotides long. It is a transcript of the gene mnat1, whose product is annotated as MNAT1 component of CDK activating kinase. Gene Ontology annotation, cellular component: transcription factor TFIIH holo complex. Gene Ontology annotation, molecular function: cyclin-dependent protein serine/threonine kinase activator activity. Gene Ontology annotation, biological process: regulation of transcription by RNA polymerase II; positive regulation of cyclin-dependent protein serine/threonine kinase activity; nucleotide-excision repair. The record is from RefSeq and is a predicted model, not a curated record. The transcript has 8 exons. Bases 29 to 961 code for a protein of 310 amino acids. NCBI's taxonomy places the organism in Eukaryota, Metazoa, Chordata, Actinopteri, Gonorynchiformes, Chanidae.
GAUUUAGACAUUUGUGGUGGAUUGGACAAUGGACGACCAAGGCUGCCCGAGAUGCAAGACAACGAAAUACAGAAACCCAUCCCUAAAAUUGAUGGUCAAUGUGUGCGGCCAUACACUGUGUGAGAGCUGUGUGGACAUGCUGUUUGUCCGAGGCUCCGGUAACUGCGUUCAGUGUGAUACUCCGCUCAGAAAAAGUAACUUCCGUGUUCAGCUCUUUGAAGACCCAGCCAUUGAUAAAGAAGUAGAGAUCCGUAAGAAGGUCCUAAAAAUUUACAAUAAGCGAGACACUGACUUUCCCAGCCCCAGAGAAUACAACGAUUACCUGGAGCAAGUGGAAGAGAUUGUCUUUAACUUAACGAAUAACAUUGAUGUGGAAAACACCAAACAGAUGAUGGAACAGUACCAGAGAGAGAACAGAGACAUUAUCCAGAGAAACAAAGCCAAACUGACACGAGAACAGGAAGAGCUGGAGGAGUUGCUUUUGUUAGAGCAGAAAGGCAAUGAACAGAGGAGACUGGAGACUCUAGAAGAGGAACGGAGACAGUUACAAGCCAAGAGGAAGAACAAACAGGCCCUGCUCGAUGAGCUGGAGAGUUCCCAGCUGCCUGCGUCACUCCUGUUGGCCCAGCAUAAAGACAGAGCUGCCCAGUCAGAGACACAAAUUGAGAGACAGAAACAAGUUGUCAAACCCACCAUUUUCUCCACCGGCAUCCUUAAGGGUCAGACGGUGUCUCUGGCCCCAGUGGCUCGGGUAGAGGAGGUGUUGUACCUCUAUGAGCCCCUGCAUAUUGACACACACGGACCUCCUGUGCCACAACUGGAGCAACUGGGCAGACAGGGGUAUCUGAAUCACGUGCGGGCAGCGUCUGCGCAGGACGUGGCUGGAGGUUACACCUCAGGACUGGCUUGUCAUCGUGCUAUACAGGACGCAUUCAGUGGACUCUUCCCAUCAUUGCUCUGACCUCGUUAAGCCUCGCUGACUCCUUAAGAUCCUGUUAUAUCUGCUCGAACCUCAUUAAGCCCCACUGACUCAUUAAGAUCCUGUCAUAUCCACUCUGACACUGUACUCUGACUCAGCCUCACUAGCCCUGCUAAGACUCUGCUCUGACCCCACUAGCCCUGCUCUGACUGCUCAAACCCUGCUCUGACUCUGCUCUAGCCCUGCUCUGACUGCUCUAACCCUGCUCUGACUCUGCUCUAACCCCACUAGCCCUGCUCUGACUCUGCUCUAACCCCACUAGCCCUGCUCUGACUCUGCUCUAGCCCUGCUCUGACUCUGCUCU